Pyrus x bretschneideri (Chinese white pear) is the source of this 776-nucleotide messenger RNA. Its product is annotated as protein CREG1. The transcript is spliced from 5 exons. Lineage: Eukaryota; Viridiplantae; Streptophyta; Magnoliopsida; Rosales; Rosaceae. The record is from RefSeq and is a predicted model, not a curated record. Bases 109 to 750 code for a protein of 213 amino acids.
ACCGGUAAUUCGGGGGUCAGCCCAUAAGAUUUCGAGUAUAAAAAGCACGUUCCCGUAUAGUAUCAUGCUCAUCUCCUUCUUUCCCUCUCUCUUUCUACACAAAAAACCAUGACAGAAAACAGACAGAGUCCGAUGACGACGACGAAGAAGAUCAAAGGGCUUGUCCACUUCGUUUUCGCAAUCUACCUGGUUUCUGUGCUGUCGGAUGUCCAAGUGCCCGUGCACGGGCGAGUUCUCUUGCAGAAGAAACCCGACCCGGAGAAUGCUGCUGCCAGUGCUCGUUGGUUGGUCUCCCAGAAUAUUUGGGGCGUCUUGGAUACUAUCUCAAGCGAUUUGGGAGGAGCACCCUUCGGGAAUGUGGUUUCAUUUAGCGACGGAGAACCUGGAAAAGGCAGUGGUAUCCCUUACUUCUACUUGACAACUCUUGAUCCGACUGCAAGAAAGGCACUGAAAGAUCCAAGAGUUUCGUUGACAAUUAGUGAACAUCCUAUCGGAACCUGUGGCAAGACAGACCCAGAAAAUCCCACUUGUGCAAAGCUUACACUCAACGGGAAGCUGAGGCUUGCGGAUCCUAAAGAAUUAGAAUUUGCUAAAAGGGCCUUGUUCACGAAGCAUCCGGAGAUGAAGGACUGGCCCAAGACUCACAACUUCCAGUUCUUCAAAUUAGACAUCGAGAACAUCUUUCUGAUCAACUGGUUCGGCGGUCCAAAACCUCUCACGGUCGAUCAGUACCUUCAUCCAAAAAAAUAAAUGUAGCCUCAUGUUGUCAUAUCUGA